AGAUUAUCCUAAGCUUCGAUCAUCUUCCCGGCGGUUUCGUCAACAACACGCUGUGGAAUGUCUGCAUUGCUCCUCUUUCUUCAAAUAAACUCACGCGCUGCGUGUGAUUACAUAGCGCCAUCUUGAUCCUUAAUUAUCCAAAAGAAGCUUCAUUUAGUAAUUUUGUUUACCUUGGAAGCACAAAGCUAUGGAAUCGGAGGCCUCGGAGUACGCGUACCCUGUGGUUGGUGAAAUUGCAAUCGAUCUGUUUGUGUCGAAGAAACACCCCGGAGUCACACGUGGCCAUCUCGCCUUUCUCGAUCAAUCCAGUAAUCUAGUCUUCAGGAUCAACCCUCACUCUCCUAAAUCAUUGCCUUCCAAUAACUAUAAGAAAGUACUGCUUGAUGCCUCCGGCGAACCCCUCCUUUCGAUUUACCGGUACCGUAAUGGAUUAUGGAAAUGCUACAAGGGCGAUAGUAACGAGGAGAAGGAUUUGGUGUUCAGAGUUCAGAGGUCCUUGAAAACGCUUACUAGAGUUGAGCUGGAGGUGUUUUUGACCGGUGAGAAAUUAGAAGACUCAACCUGUGAUUUGAAAGUUAGAGGCUUCCCUUUCCAGAGAUCAUGUAGCAUCUAUCGUGACAAUUCAUUGUUGGCACAGUGUACAAUUGGAUCAUGGAUGACAGAAGGAACUUUUGAAACUCAGCAGACUUGUGACUCUAGACUAGCCUGAUGUACAAGCUCAACCAAUUAUUCGUCAGUAGGAAAAAAUUUCGGCUGACAAUUUUUCCCGGGUCCUAUGAUCAUGCUCUAUUUGCGGCUCUGGUUGUGAUAUUUUUGAAUGGAAGGAAAUAAUUUCUGUUGAAGAUGGCAUGUAAACUGUAUAUGAUUUUUCACUGAUUAAGGGUGUGUUUGGAUUGGCUGUAGGCAAAACUGACUUUUGUUCUAACUAACUUUUGUAACUGAA
This is a messenger RNA of Neltuma alba, 943 nucleotides long. Its product is annotated as protein LURP-one-related 7. The record is from RefSeq and is a predicted model, not a curated record. Lineage: Eukaryota; Viridiplantae; Streptophyta; Magnoliopsida; Fabales; Fabaceae. The transcript has 4 exons. The coding region runs from base 188 to 709 and encodes 173 amino acids.